GAUGAUAGCGAGAGAUACAAGUUGGAAUACCAGAAACGUUAUGAUGAAUCCAACAAUGACAAGAAGAAGCUGGAAGAUAUAUACAGAGAGCGCAUAACUAAACUACAGGGGGAGAAUAGUUCUCUGAACGAGCGAUGCUCUACUCUGGUUAAAACCGUGGAAUCUAAAAAAGAAGAAAUCAAAGAAUGGAAAAGAAAUUAUGACCAGAUUGUUUUGAAGCAAAAAGCUGUUCAAGAUCAGCUUAAUUCCGAAAUGGAAGUCCUUAGGACAAGAAGUACUACAUCUGAAGCUAGGCUAGCUGCAGCGAGAGAACAAGCGAAAUCCGCUCAAGAAGAGACUGAGGAUUGGAAAAGGAAGUAUGACUAUGCUGUGGGAGAAGCAAGAUCUGCUCUGCAAAAGGCUGCUUCAGUGCAAGAGCGUUCAGGCAAGGAAACACAAUUGAGGGAAGAUGUUCUUAGGGAGGAAUUUGGUGUCACUUUAGCGCAGAAG
Molecule: messenger RNA, 489 nt
Organism: Camelina sativa (false flax)
Lineage: Eukaryota; Viridiplantae; Streptophyta; Magnoliopsida; Brassicales; Brassicaceae
Source: RefSeq, a predicted model, not a curated record